GUACCUUGAUUGCUGCCAGCUGACGUUCAUCCAAAGUGACUUGGCAUCAGAUACAUUUCAUUAAUGAACCGCUCUGACCUGGCCUUCGAUAUAGAGGCCUACACCUUCAUCCUCCUCAAUGACUUCUUCACAGCUGCCAACAAUGUGUACACCAAGAAGAAGCUGGGCAGCGAUGGUCUUGGGAAAUACGGUGUGUUGUAUUACAAUGCGGUGAUCAUCGUCAUCCCUACAAUCUUGGCAAGUGUUCUAACAGGGGAUUUAAACAAGGCAAUAGCCUUUGAAAAUUGGGGGAACCCCACUUUCACUAUUUGUUUCCUUCUGACCUGCAUAAUGGGCUUUGUUCUUAUGUAUUCCAUAGUUCUCUGCAGCCACUAUAACUCAGCGCUUACUACAACAGUAGUGGGAGCAAUAAAGAAUGUUGCAGUAGCCUACAUUGGAAUGUUCGUCGGUGGUGACUACCUGUUCUCCUGGCCAAACUUCCUGGGUCUAAGUAUAUGUAUGUCGGGCGGACUGGUGUAUUCCUACUUUACCUUCUACAAGACAGCGCAGACCGAAGAUCCAGAAAAACAGCAGAGCAUUCUCCUUGAAGAUACUUUGAUGUUGUCUUCCAAAGUAGGGGAUAAAUAACCUUCCACUGUGCUCAAUGGAAGAAAAUAUAAGACUUUCCUGUUUGUUAUUUAUUUUAUAAAAUAAACAAUUUACAUAAAUCUUUCUUUAUGUCAUUCCCCAUUUUAAACAUAUUUUCCACUAUCAAUCAUUGAAAAUUACUUUUCUUCUGAGACAAAGUCAUAUGACUUCUUUGUUUAUUGAAGACCUUGCACAAACAGUGUGGACAGCUUGUUAGAAGUUUUGCUUCGUGUUACAACAUUUCUACCAAGCAAGCAGUUUCACUCUCUUCAUAUGCCAAACAUGUACAAAUGUUAAUGAUACAUUCAGAAAGGAAAAACCCGAUGUUAAUAAUGUUCUAAGUGUCAACUUUAGAGCUCUUUAUAUUGUGUACACUCUAUUUUCUAACAUGGUGUGUAUAUAUAUAUAUACAUGUAUAUAUACAUGUAUAUAUCAUAUGCCAGGUUCCUCACACAACAUAAUAAUCUAUAGGUUAGAAUAAUUCCAUCGUAUAAAACAUUUUGAGUAAUAGUAAUUAUUAGGUGUUUUGAUUAUCAACUAUUCAAUUUAAUUUGAUCAAAUCAAAAUAUUCGGGACUUGUGUUCAUAAUCAAAUAUGUUUGAAAAUGAUUGAAUUUGAAUGAUCAAGAAGAAAACACUACUAGAAUACUUGGCCAAUUAUGAGGCCUCAUACAGUGCCAGAAAAUGUAGUUUUGUUCACAAGUCUCAAAACACCAGAGUGCUCCACAAAUCGGUUUAUGACAAAUGUUAUUUGUCACGACUUGCCUGAUGAUUAGCCAAAUGUGUUUCAUUUCAAGCUUGAUCCAUAGAUUGCAUGACUUGCAACUCUCCAAAUGGUUUAUAGAAUUUUUUUAUUUUUUUUUACAGACCACCUGGUCUCAGUGCUAAGGUCAUCUAUAUAUAUUAGAAUUUCUUAAGUUGCAGUUGUCGAGGUGAUAUAACAUUUCAAAAAAUGUAGUUUUCUUUAACAUUUGAAAAUCUACCUGGUAAGAGCUUUUGAUAAGGCUUGAAAUGUUAUCCUCUCAUUCACAAACAAUGGCUGCUUUAAGUCUUAAUUUGCUCAUGAUCAGCAAUCAUUCAUCCGCCCCACACCGGUUAUUUCUUGAAGAGAAAACAAUGAUGCUGCAAACCAAGGUACAAAACUCUUCCUUGUUAUAUAUAAAUAUAUACACACACACACUCAACGUCAUCAGUAGCAGCAGCACUGUAUCCUCAAUGCUGGAGAUGAACGAGGCAGAUCCAGAAGCCAUUUGACAAAGUUUUGGAUAAAGAUUAAGGAUAUAACUGCAAAAUCUUUUAUCUGACCACACCCUAUUACCGUUCUGUCCAUCUGACCUUAAAGCAUACACACACGCAGACACACACACCCGCCUAACAAACACAAUAUACUUAUAAAAAAUAACUCGUUACCAAAGUGCAAACAAAACAAAAACAUAAUUGUACUCCCUCUUUCCCUUUUAGAGAGGUCAGAAGACAAAAACAUUCUUCAUAUCAUCAAACCUACAAUCAUAGCAGCCUAAAAUUAUCUUAAAAAUAAUAGAAAAUCAAAGCUGAAUAAGGUGCUUUAGCUUGUUUCCUCCUGGUGUUGUGCCGAGAAUGAGGAGAAACGUGAUCGUCUAUUCAGACAGACUAUAAAAGAGGCCUGUUCACUUCUUCUUCUUUCCCUCCCCCCCCCACGUCUGCUUUGACCCAACAUAGAAGACCUGUACUGGCACGUCGGCGGUUCCUACUGCACCUACUAUACAGGAAGGCAGAACGGGACU
Gadus chalcogrammus (walleye pollock) is the source of this 2389-nucleotide messenger RNA. RefSeq names its product solute carrier family 35 member D2 (gene slc35d2). Gene Ontology annotation, cellular component: Golgi apparatus. Bases 64 to 627 code for a protein of 187 amino acids. The transcript has 8 exons. Lineage: Eukaryota; Metazoa; Chordata; Actinopteri; Gadiformes; Gadidae. The record is from RefSeq and is a predicted model, not a curated record. Gene Ontology annotation, molecular function: GDP-fucose transmembrane transporter activity; antiporter activity.